GGUGUUGGAUCUCCCAUGGGAAUCUGGUCAACGUAUCUUUGUUCACGUCGUCCCCAGCCAUUCCAGGUUCUUUCUGCCUGCCUGCCCUGCCCCCCCUCUCGCGUUCUAUUUAUAGACCAACAUUCCGAAAUUAAAAUCCCCUCAAAUUAGAACACGUAACGAAAAACCUCCGCUCAAUCUCAUUAUCCUCCGAGACUGAUCGCUAAUCCAAGUCAUUGAUCACCAAUUAGUACGAGAAAGAAAAACGAUGCCGAGCAAGCUGAAGAAAGCUAUCGGGGCUGUGAAGGAUCAGACGAGCAUCAGCCUUGCUAAGGUCGCCAACGGCACCGUCUCCGGCGACGGAGCUGCUCUCGGGGUCGCCAUCCUCAAGGCCACGUCACACGAAGACCUCCCAAUCGACGACCGCCACGUGUCCGACAUCCUCUCCAUCAUCUCCUCCGACAAGAUCCACGCCGCCGCCUGCGCCGCCGCCAUCGGUCGGAGGGUCGGCCGGACUCGGAAUUGGAUCGUCGCUCUGAAAUCUCUCGUCCUCGUCCUCAGGAUCUUCCAGGACGGAGAUCCCUAUUUCCCGCGCGAGGUCCUCCACGCCAUGAAACGUGGCGCCAAAAUCCUCAACCUCGCCAGUUUCCGCGACGAUUCCAACUCCCGCCCUUGGGACUACACCGCCUUCGUCCGCACCUUCGCGCUCUACCUCGACGAGAGACUCGAUUGCUUCCUAACCGGGAAACUGCAGAGACGGUUCACGAACCGGGACCAAAGCCAAACCGGAACAACUUCUCGGUUCGCCGUCAAGAACAACGAACCUGCGAUUCGAGACAUGAAACCGGUGAUGCUCCUCGACAAGAUCACCUAUUGGCAGAGACUGCUCGACAGAGCGGUCGCGACGCGGCCGACAGGAGCGGCGAAAUUGAACAAGCUCGUGAAGACGUCGUUGUACGCAGUGAUUCAAGAGAGUUUCGAUCUGUACAAAGACAUUUCAGAUGGAUUGGCUCUUCUUUUGGACAGUUUCUUCCAUUUGGAGUACCAAUCUUGCGUCCAGGCGUUUCAAGCAUGCGUUCGAGCCUCCAAGCAGUUCGAAGAGCUCAACGGAUUCUACGAUCUCUGCAAAUCGAUCGCCAUUGGACGUACCUCGGAAUAUCCGAGCGUUCAGAAGCUUUCCAUGGAGUUGCUCGAGACUUUGCAGGAGUUUCUGAAGGAUCAGACGUCGUUUCCGACGAACGUUAGGUCUAGCGUUCUCCCGCCGUCGAGAUCUUCGAGAGAUUCGAUGGUUUCGAGCUCCCUUGAACACGGAGAUUCGUUUGAUAUGUCGGAUAGAUAUUCAGAUUACGGGUCGUAUUGCAGUACGUUGGAGGAUCUGAUGAACAAGACAGAAGCAGAGGCGAGCAGCCCUCCAAUGUCGUGUUAUUCUGAACCCUACGAGAGUCGAGAAGAUCUCGGGACUAGUUUCGACACUGUUUCCACUAAAUCUCUUCCAAACGAUCCUUCUGUUCCGAAUCCGUCGACAAUGGAGCUCGUAUCGUUAGAAGAUCUCGACCCCGAAACAAAAGACGAUAAGGAAAAUCAAGAAAAUCCAAAGGCUGAACCGAAUGAUCCUUGGGAGGCGUUGAUGUUGAGAGGCGAUCGCGGCAAGAACGCGACGAACGUUCCUCAAGAACCCUCACCCUCAGAUGAUCAGAAAGAUUCCGGGAACUGGUUGCUUGCGCUGGAAGAAACCGCGACAACUAAGCAAAUACAGGUCGAUGACUCAACGGCAUUGGCGCCAUCUCCUGUCCAAACAGUCCCGGACCAAUACAAUCCGUUCUUGGAAGAUCAAGACGAUCCCGAUUCCGUUACUGUACCGGAAAAUAUGACCGGAGGAGGAGAGGCCGCAACGUUUCAGGCGGAACCCACGUUUCGGGCAAACGCCGCCGAGGAUUUGGAGUCGUGGUUUGCUCUUCCCACGGUGACGAGUUCGUCGGAGGAACGUGACCCUUUUGCAAAUUUGGAAAGUUUUGGGGCCGGAGAGACAAUUGUAGGAAAUGGGCAAUAUGUGUUGCAAGAACAGCAACAGUGGUUGCAGAACCAAGACAAGAUCAUAUCUAAGCAUUUUAACUGAAUGUAACCUCUUCUUUUCUCUUAAUGUUUUUAUUUUCUUGGUUAUGUAAUGUUAAUUCGUUAUAUUAGAUUUAUGGAGAUUUUGAUGUUAGAUAUUUAGGUUUGUGUGAUUACGUUUCGUCGGCGUAAUUCGAACAACUUGA
Molecule: messenger RNA, 2237 nt
Organism: Tarenaya hassleriana
Lineage: Eukaryota; Viridiplantae; Streptophyta; Magnoliopsida; Brassicales; Cleomaceae
Product: clathrin coat assembly protein AP180-like
Exons: 1
Coding region: 248-2095 (615 amino acids)
Biological process (GO): vesicle budding from membrane; clathrin coat assembly; clathrin-dependent endocytosis
Cellular component (GO): clathrin-coated vesicle; clathrin-coated pit
Molecular function (GO): clathrin heavy chain binding; 1-phosphatidylinositol binding; SNARE binding
Source: RefSeq, a predicted model, not a curated record